Molecule: messenger RNA, 913 nt
Organism: Acanthopagrus latus (yellowfin seabream)
Lineage: Eukaryota; Metazoa; Chordata; Actinopteri; Spariformes; Sparidae
Product: hemoglobin subunit beta-2-like
Exons: 3
Coding region: 367-810 (147 amino acids)
Biological process (GO): oxygen transport; hydrogen peroxide catabolic process
Cellular component (GO): blood microparticle; haptoglobin-hemoglobin complex; hemoglobin complex
Molecular function (GO): organic acid binding; oxygen binding; heme binding
Source: RefSeq, a predicted model, not a curated record
UAUAGCAUACUAAAUCAAAAAUGUCAAAUUUACAUUUCUUUCUAGCCAUUUAUUAAAUCUGACCACGUCCCUGAAAGUUUCUCUGAUUUACGCCAGUCUCCAUUUGACUGCACAGAUAAUUCACAAGCAACUUGACAAGUUGCCAGUGUAAUUAAAGAAGACUAGCAGCAGCUUCAGACACAAUCUAAGCAAUGCAGAUUUGUCCUUUCCUUAUCAUUUUUGCAAACACGUCGAGCAGUAUUUGGCCAACCCACUACCCUAUUCUGUCCAAUCGCAUAUUUCUGGGAGGAGUGGAGAGGUUCUUUUAUAAGUUGCUUCAGGUGCUGACCAACACAGGACUUGUGGAACAAAUCUACAGCCGGCAAAAUGGUCGAAUGGACAGACUUCGAGCGCGCCACCAUCGCAGACAUCUUCUCCAAGAUGCAGUAUGAGGUGGUGGGACCUGCAGCCCUCUCCAGGUGUCUGGUGGUCUACCCCUGGACUCAGAGGUAUUUCGGGAACUUUGGAAACCUCUACAACGCCGCUGCCAUCAUGGGAAACCCACUGGUUGCAAAACACGGAACAACCAUCCUCCACGGUCUGGACCGGGCCGUGAAGAACAUGGACAACAUCAAGGCCGAAUAUGCCGAACUGAGCGUGUUGCACUCCGAGAAGCUGCAUGUGGACCCUGAUAACUUCAGGCUGCUCUCUGACUGCCUCACCAUCGUGGUUGCUGGUGUGCUGGGCGCAGAGUUCACCGGUGAUGUUCAGGCAGCUUUCCAGAAGUUCCUGGCUGUGGUGGUCAGCUCCCUGGGAAGACAGUACCACUAGAGAGCUGCAAGAGAAGACAUCACACGAUGAUCAUCUGUUUGAAACAUUCUCUAUUUCUGUCUCAAAAACAUGAAUAAAUAAAACAACAAGCAAAUUCAACAAA